GCGUGUUCCCAAAGUAAAUCUCCACUUUCUAAGGGGAUGAGCUGAGGGGGUUGGGAGGUAACUUGCGGUCGUUUCUCUCUACGGUGAAAGGUGCAGGAGGUGCAUGCUUUACAAACCUACAAAUUAACCAUCUCCUGUACCUUUAAUGCAGUGAGGUAAUACGCACGUCUGUUGUUACCGUGUGCAUUGUGUAAUAGAUGAAGAUACCUAAACUAAAUCUAAUGAGGUUAAUGAGGUUGACUCCUCCCAGAUUUGCAAUUUAUCAUAUUAAAUUUCGCAUCAUUCAGCUUUGCCUCAAAAGUGCUAGGGCGACUCAGAGCCCCGGGAAACCGCGCAGAGCUGUCUCCGUUACGCACGGUGCUGAAAGUGCCGGUCGCCGCAUCAUGUGGUCGAUCCUCUUUUUCUUUAUGUAUUACUUGAACAGAAAUUUCGUCAAAGGCGACCUAUUGACCCGCGCUUUGGACGCAGAGAAGGGGGUCAAAGAGAUGUUCUCCGUGGUCAACGACACCUUUUGCGCAAAAAUGUCAAACCUUGAGGAGAAUUUCCUUUACCAGGUAUCAGAUGGAACGGAGGUGGUGCGCUCCGUGGUCAGUUCCGCCGGGAAGCUUGUGAACUGUUCUGCCACAGUGAACAAGAUUCAGGUGAACUCAUUCAUGCAUGAGUGUUGGUUAGGGCUGAAAGAACAAAGAGCCGCACGGGAGCUGCAGACGGUUUUUGCGCACAUGGACAAAGCCAAACUGAUGUGCAGAGAGUUUAAAGCGAGGUCUGAGCGCAGCGGCAGUGUGGAAAUGGAUGAAAGAGAUGACUCUGCGCUGCAGCACAAGGUUUUAGAAAGAUCCAAGCGAGGCUUCACUUAUCCAGGGACCCUGUGGUGUGGAGCCGGUAACAUGGCUGAUCACUAUGACCAGCUGGGAAGCGCUGCAGAGACCGACAGCUGCUGCCGUACCCAUGACCACUGUCCUCAUGUCAUCCACGCCUUCUCCUCAAGUUACGGCUACACUAACUUCAAGUGGCACUCCAUCUCUCACUGUGACUGUGACGAUGAGCUGAAAGCUUGUCUGAGGAAAGUCAAUGACACAACUUCCAGGGUUGUUGGUCAGGCAUUCUUUAAUAUUUUUAGUGUGCCCUGCUUUGAGCUAGUCUAUGAAGACCAGUGUAAGGAGCGACACUGGUAUGGCCUGUGUAAGCAAUAUGAGAAGUUCCCCAUUGCUGUGAUGAAAGAGGCGGUCCCGUAUGGCUUUCGUGGUAUUGAUGUCAUUGAUGAGCUGACUGUAGCGCCUCCCAAAAACAAACAUUCCAAGAAAAGCAAGGAAGAAGAGAAACCGGAGAGCACAACUUUGUCUACUAUGUCAGGCACCGAAGAGCCUUCACUAACAAAUGUUGUCACUGCUGCUGAGGACUUCAUCAAGUUCCUCGCUACUGUCUCCACCUCUCAAGGCUCCAGCCCUGACUCUGACAAAGGCGAGACACAGAGCUCAGAAAAGAAGAAGAGGAAGAACACAGGGAAGAAGAGGAAAACCACUAAUAAACAAAAAGGAAAAGGAAAGGGGAGGAGGAGAAAGCAGAAAGCAGAGGCAGGUGUUAAAGUAGAGGAAGGAGCAGCUGUUUCUCCCUCUGGCAACAGAGCAGAAGAAGUCAUUGCUCUAAGUAACUUCAUCAAUGAGUCACAGAAGCUUGACCAGUCAGGUAGAAACACAAACAGAAUGGGUGACAGUGAAUAUGAGCUUGGAGAAAAGGAACAACCCUCCAAUGAAGUCAUGAAAGACGAACCAGCAAUGGAUAAGGAGACUGUUUCCAUUACAUCACCUCCGACAGUCCAGAAGAAGCCAGCAGAGUCACACAUUGAUAUGCUCAUAGAGGAAAACACUUCUUGUACGUCAGCAAGUGUGACAACUGUUAUUCCACAGAAAGACAAAAACAAAAGGCUAAGAAAGGGGAGGAGGAUGAACAGGAAAAUAAUUCCUCUUCCUCCUUCCAAAGAGCUUGUAGCAAACACAACAGAUAUUCUAAGCACCAUGUCUACCUUCACCAUCAUCACCCCAGCAUCACAGCCCAAGCAGCAAAGCUUAGGGAAUGACACUGAAGAGCAACCUGUCGUCAGUGUCAACGCUAAAAGGAACAGGUCAAAGGAGAGAAAAGAUGGAAAGGGCAGGAAAAAAAAUAGGAAAGUCAGCUUAGUUUCUCUCUCUGUGGCUGCUGGCCAUGAAGAUCCCCCUGCCAGUGAUCUGAAAGUGAUCCCUCUGAGCGCCACUGUACCAUCGGCCCUUGGCCCAGAGUGGCAGGUUUCCCACAGGCCUGGUGUUUAUCUAGGCAAUAUGACCGCCCACAUUAGAGCUCUGAACUCUUCUUUCGCUGUUUUGAAAAGGCAAAGGUUGAACGAGAGGGGACUGAGAAACAAAAGGACGAAAACAGUUUUGCCUCUUUCAGGUGAAAAUCCACUUUUUCACAACAGCUCUAAAAAUGUACUCCCUAUUCCCACAACAACAGAUGGUUCUGUGAUCACUGCUGCAAUUAGUGGACCCAUGGAACAACUAGAAACUCACCGAAAAAGGAGGCGUUUUACAACAGCUGCCCCUACCAUCAGCACAAAACAACACAGGAAACAGAGGAAACCAAGAAAGAAAGCCAUGCCUUUACCUCUCAGGGAUGGAGCUCAAGUCCCUCUACAGACUGUGACAUCCAACACUGCAACUACUGAAGAGCCCAGUCUGCAAAAAUCUGAAAUAUCUGAAAUGCAGCACAUGACCACCUCAGCAACUCUCGUCAUGAGCCCCGUUCAGUUCUCUAAUGAGAAAGCAAGAGCACAGUUCUCUCGGAAGAAGAAGAAAGCAACUGUCAGACGACAAUGAGCCAUGUGGCGCAAACGUGAUGGAUGAGAUGCAUUUGCUUCCUGACAAGUUAAAUACUAAAUUAAAAUAUUUAGAAUAUAAUCUUUUCUGGUUUCAAAUCACAGAUAUUGACAGAAAUCAUGUUUUGUUAUACUUUAUUUUGCAUGACUAUAAUAAAAUUUCUAAAUGAU
This is a messenger RNA of Monopterus albus (swamp eel), 3019 nucleotides long. It is a transcript of the gene proca1, whose product is annotated as protein interacting with cyclin A1. Gene Ontology annotation, biological process: arachidonate secretion; phospholipid metabolic process. The transcript is spliced from 4 exons. NCBI's taxonomy places the organism in Eukaryota, Metazoa, Chordata, Actinopteri, Synbranchiformes, Synbranchidae. Gene Ontology annotation, molecular function: A2-type glycerophospholipase activity. Bases 198 to 2849 code for a protein of 883 amino acids. The record is from RefSeq and is a predicted model, not a curated record.